Messenger RNA from Daldinia childiae, 375 nucleotides. Its product is annotated as 60S ribosomal protein L22. The transcript has 4 exons. Gene Ontology annotation, cellular component: ribosome. NCBI's taxonomy places the organism in Eukaryota, Fungi, Ascomycota, Sordariomycetes, Xylariales, Hypoxylaceae. Bases 1 to 375 code for a protein of 124 amino acids. The record is from RefSeq and is a predicted model, not a curated record. Gene Ontology annotation, biological process: cytoplasmic translation. Gene Ontology annotation, molecular function: structural constituent of ribosome; RNA binding.
AUGGCUCCCCAAACAAAGAAGUCCGGCAAGCAGGCCAAGACGACGAAGAAGUUCGUCAUCAACGCCCAGCAGCCCGCUAGCGACAAGAUCUUCGACACCGCUGCCUUCGAGAAGUUCCUCCAGGACAAGAUCAAGGUUGACGGCCGCACUGGCAACCUCGGCGAUGCCAUCGUUAUCCAGCAGGCUGGCGAGGGAAAGAUCGAGAUCAUCGCCCACAACGAGCUCUCCGGUAGAUACCUCAAGUACCUGACCAAGAAGUUCCUCAAGAAGAUGCAGCUCCGUGACUGGCUCCGCGUCGUGUCUACCUCCAAGGGUGUCUACGAGCUCAAGUUCUUCAACGUCGUUAACGACGAGGCUGAUGAGGAUGAGGAUUAA